This is a messenger RNA of Balaenoptera musculus (blue whale), 3220 nucleotides long. It is a transcript of the gene CSNK2A2, whose product is annotated as casein kinase 2 alpha 2. Bases 19 to 1071 code for a protein of 350 amino acids. Gene Ontology annotation, cellular component: nucleus; cytosol; protein kinase CK2 complex. The record is from RefSeq and is a predicted model, not a curated record. The transcript is spliced from 12 exons. Gene Ontology annotation, biological process: protein phosphorylation; regulation of chromosome separation. Gene Ontology annotation, molecular function: protein serine/threonine kinase activity; ATP binding. NCBI's taxonomy places the organism in Eukaryota, Metazoa, Chordata, Mammalia, Artiodactyla, Balaenopteridae.
CCCCCGGUCCCGCCCGCCAUGCCCGGCCCGGCCGCGGGCAGCAGGGCCCGGGUCUACGCCGAGGUGAACAGCCUGAGGAGCCGCGAGUACUGGGACUAUGAGGCUCACGUCCCGAGCUGGGGUAAUCAAGAUGAUUACCAGCUGGUUCGAAAACUCGGUCGGGGAAAGUAUAGUGAAGUAUUUGAGGCCAUUAACAUCACCAACAAUGAGAGAGUGGUUGUAAAAAUUCUCAAGCCAGUGAAGAAAAAGAAGAUAAAACGAGAGGUUAAGAUUCUGGAGAACCUUCGUGGUGGAACAAAUAUCAUUAAGCUGAUUGACACUGUGAAGGACCCUGUGUCAAAGACACCAGCUUUGGUAUUUGAAUAUAUCAAUAAUACAGAUUUUAAGCAACUCUACCAGAUCCUGACAGACUUUGAUAUCCGGUUUUAUAUGUAUGAACUACUUAAAGCUCUGGAUUACUGCCACAGCAAGGGAAUCAUGCACAGGGAUGUGAAACCUCACAAUGUCAUGAUAGAUCACCAACAGAAAAAGCUGCGACUGAUAGACUGGGGUCUGGCGGAAUUCUAUCAUCCUGCCCAGGAGUACAAUGUCCGCGUAGCCUCCAGGUACUUCAAGGGACCAGAGCUCCUUGUGGACUAUCAGAUGUAUGAUUAUAGCCUGGAUAUGUGGAGUUUGGGCUGUAUGUUAGCGAGCAUGAUCUUUCGAAAGGAGCCCUUCUUUCAUGGACAGGAUAACUAUGACCAGCUUGUUCGCAUUGCCAAGGUUCUGGGUACAGAUGAGCUGUAUGGGUAUCUGAAGAAGUAUCACAUAGACCUAGAUCCACACUUCAACGAUAUCCUGGGACAACAUUCACGGAAACGCUGGGAAAAUUUUAUCCAUAGUGAGAACAGACACCUCGUCAGCCCUGAGGCCCUAGAUCUUCUGGACAAACUUCUGCGAUAUGACCAUCAACAGAGACUGACUGCCAAAGAGGCCAUGGAGCACCCAUACUUCUACCCCGUGGUGAAGGAGCAGUCCCAGCCUUGUGCAGAUAAUGCUGUACUUUCCAGUGGUCUCACGGCGGCCCGAUGAAGACUGGAAAGCGACGGAGGCAGUAGAAGCAGCGGAGAAGAGUCAGGUGACUUGACUACUGUCUCUCCUCUGGUCAUGAUGUAGUAGAUGCAAACACAGCUCACCUGCCUGUCCUUGGGUUUUGUGACUGCAGCUUGGCAAAGGAGUAAUUCUUCCAUUUUAUGUGUACAGUUUACUUUUCCACCACCUAUACUUUUUACCUCUCUUCAUGCCUUAGACAUAUAGCAUAACUGAGUUUAAAAUGCUCACUCCUUUCUGAGUCUGGUCUUGACACCCAACUUCUGGCUGACUGACUGUGGGUGGUUCUUUGCCAAACUGAACUGAGUCUCAUCCAGACCUUUCUUUCCUCUUUUACCUAUCUCCAGAACCAUUUUGUGUCCAGAUGGACCUAGCUCCCCUGAGAUUUUAGAGUAUUUACCUGGGUUAGGAGGCAGUCUUGGAGAGUUCCAAAAGAGGGAUGAGAGCGUGCGUGUGUGUGAGUGAGUCUAAUCUUACAUUUAGACAAAGCUGUGGUAGAUUUACCCACCCAAUAUCCUUUUCGGUUAGCAUAUUAUUUCUUAAAUUCAUCUCAGUAAUUUUCAUUAGACAUUUUGUUUGCUUCAUUACCUUGUAACAGGUUAAAAGUGCCUAUGAUAAGGACCUAUUAUUUCCUAAAGAAAAGCAAAAAAAUGUGGGGAACAGGGUAGUGUUACACUGUCAUCUCAGGUACUGCCUGUGUUCAAGAACAUAGACCCGGUAUGGUGAGAACGGAAGGUUCCCGUGCCAAAUACAGAUCGGUGUAUCAGAGGUUGUUGGCCACAGGUGAGCAUAACUGCAAGGUUUUGCUUCAGCUGAGAAAUCCCAUGGCGAGAGCAGAACUGAUGAAGUGCAAAUACUUUCAUCAGGUUUGCUUGCAGUUCACUCUCCCCGUGAUCCUAUCAGCUGGCCUGCCCCUGUCCUAUCCUAGCCCCGUGGUAAGUGACCAGGUGGGAGCAACCAAUGAGUGUAUAAUGCAGACCAAGCAUUCCCGGGUCAUCUUACCACUUAGAGGAGUGCCAGAGCCAGUUCUGUGAGGCACGUGAACCUCAGUCACUCUGCUGGGUCUCCUCACAGGCAUUCUCCAGCACGUUGGUACUCACGAGGCUCAAAGCAUAUGUAUUCCCGUGCAGAGAAGGAAGGUGCUCUCCAACUGAUUGAUUAGAGGAGACGGAAGAGCUUAUAAUCCUUGGGGGCAGGGAGAGAGGACAGGAGAGGGGGCUGUUAAAAGAAGAAAGGGAAUCAGUAAAAACAGUUGAAAGGUAGAUCUUGAGGUGGCGGGGCAUGACUUCUUGAGGGAAGAAAGCAAGGGAGCACAAAGUUCAAGUUCUGGAACGUGCCCUGAGUUCUGGAACGCCCCCAGGAUUGGUUCCAGUGGGACUGCAAGGUGGUGCUCUUGAGGCAGAUGCUGAGUCCCAGAGAGAGCCAGCCCAUGGCUGUGGGUCUCAGUCUGCGUCUACUCAGGGAAAUGACUUAGCCUCUCCCAGGUGCUGCUUUGAUGAGGAUGGAAGCAAAAUUAUUUUGGGACACAAACAAUCAGAAGAAUUUUUAUAUAUGCAUUGAAAUGGAUCUGAGAGAGCCCCGUUGACAGUCUCCUUUAAUGCCAGUUCAGAUUAAUGAUUCGUUUAGGAAUCUGUGUUACUGCAUGAGCACUCACAGGAAAAAGCAAUCUUCCCUCCUACAAAUUAACAGGAGUGGAUAGUAACUGAUCAGAGUCAAGGCCAUUGAGAUAUAAACCCGAAAGCAAAAGCAGGGUCCAUAUGAGCACACAAGAAGCCAAAGUUUGUCAGUGAGCUUAAUAAAUCUAAGACUGAGUGACAUCUUGCCAUUAAAACUAACCCCGAGGUAGGGAUGAGGGGAGGGGAGGUGGCGAGGAAACAUCUGGCUUAAGGAAACCAGUAAUAACAUAUGCUUUGGAGCUACGUGAAUGUGUCAGUGAAAAUGACCCCAACCAGGUAUUGUAGAGGCGGGGGGAAGUGAUGUUAUGGGAUUAUACAGGUGAUGCAUACUUUUGUGUAGAGAAUCAACAAUGUGCUACAAAUGUGAUACUUAAUCCUGAACUGCAUGUAUUGGGGAUUGUUUUUUUUUUUUUUUUUAAUUCAUUGAAUCAAUAAAUUAACAGUUUUUCACUUGC